AUGAAAAACCAGGAAAUUCAGCUGAGUUUUUAUCUCCUGUUUCUUGCUCUUCUCCCACUCUCUACACUCGCCCGCCCAAUCGUCCUCGUACUCACCCAAGACGAUCUCUCCGAUCCCACCGCCACACAUAAUCUCUCCUCACUAGAUGACUUCGUCGUCAAUUCAUCGGACUUCGACGACUUCCCUGAUUUCGAAUCUCGAAUCGACUCCGUCAUUGACCCUGGCUCUUGGUCCCCCGUAUUGGAAUCCGAAAUGGAUGAAUCUAAUAACGCGUUGAUUAAUAGUGAAUUGAUCUAUUAUAGUGUGGUGAGGCUGAUGGUGGAGGCGGCGAGUAGGGGUGAAUACAGGCUGAUUGAGGAGGCAGUCUCUGAGAUCGAUGCAACGAGUACUGGCGGUGACCCGCAUGCACAGUCGGUUAUGGGGUUUUUUUAUAAUACAGGGAUGACUAGGGAGAAGAACAAAGCUAAGGGGUUUUUGUAUCAUUAUUUUGCGGCGCAGGGUGGGAAUAUGCAGUCGAAGAUGGCGCUUGCUUACACUUACUAUAGCCAAGAAGUAAGCUUCGAAAUUAGUGCUGCUUAA
Messenger RNA from Fraxinus pennsylvanica, 579 nucleotides. Lineage: Eukaryota; Viridiplantae; Streptophyta; Magnoliopsida; Lamiales; Oleaceae. The record is from the annotation of a GenBank genome assembly.